Daldinia caldariorum is the source of this 2241-nucleotide messenger RNA. RefSeq names its product BPG-independent. Gene Ontology annotation, biological process: glucose catabolic process. Gene Ontology annotation, molecular function: manganese ion binding. The coding region runs from base 472 to 2034 and encodes 520 amino acids. Gene Ontology annotation, cellular component: cytoplasm. The transcript is spliced from 3 exons. Lineage: Eukaryota; Fungi; Ascomycota; Sordariomycetes; Xylariales; Hypoxylaceae. The record is from RefSeq and is a predicted model, not a curated record.
AUGCAAGUUAUUUCAGUCCGAUAUCUUGAAAUUCUUUCCUUUCGGCUUUAUUUUUUUUUUCUUUACGGCCCUUUCCAAUACGAUAUAGACUCAUACAUUUACAAAUAUGGCAUAGUUCAUACUAAAAUCCAUUAUACCUAACGUGAUAGAGUAAUAGGUACAUCACCUGAGGGUAAUAAUGGCGAGAUAAAUGUUUAUCGAUAGGAGAUGAAACCCAAUCAAACCCCCACUAUAAGCCAAUUCCUAGCUCAUAGCAGCCCACCAUCAUGCGAAACGGGGAAACAGCUCAACAACUUCAAAGUCCCAAGACAUUUUAUUUUAUCUCCGUUACAAAAUAAAAUCACUCAACAUUCCUCUUUAACUUUUCUUUCCUCCUUCUCUAAAUUCCAAGCUUGGAAGUGAAGUGAAUUUAUAUCAUCAUUAGAAAGAAGAAGAAGAAUAAAUUAAAUAUUAAAUAAUAAACCAUAAACAAUGCCUGAGCCAAAGCAAAAGGCGUGUCUGAUCGUGAUUGAUGGUUGGGGUAUCGCCUCCGCCGACUCGCCCAAAAAUGGCGAUGCUAUCGCUGCUGCCAACACUCCCGUCAUGGACGAUCUAUCCAAGAGUGCAACAGGCUUUACCGAGUUAGAAGCUUCUUCACUAGCUGUUGGGCUUCCAGAAGGCCUAAUGGGUAACUCGGAAGUCGGACAUUUGAACAUCGGAGCUGGACGAGUGGUAUGGCAGGAUGUUGUCCGAAUUGACCAGACCAUUAAGAAGGGAGAGCUCGCCAAGAAUGAGGUCAUCAAGAAUGUAUUGGAGAGAGCCAAAAACGGGACUGGAAGGCUUCACCUCUGUGGUCUGGUCUCUCAUGGUGGCGUACACGCCAAACAAACUCACCUAUACGCUCUCCUAAAAGCCGCCAAAGCUGCCCAAGUCCCUAAGGUGUACAUUCACUUCUUCGGCGACGGUCGUGACACCGACCCCAAGUCCGGAGCCGGCUAUAUGCAAGAGCUUAUCGACACCGCUAAGGAGAUUGGUAUCGGCGAAAUUGCUACCGUUGUCGGUCGAUACUACGCCAUGGACCGUGAUAAGCGAUGGGAGCGAGUUGAAAUCGCCCUGAAGGGUAUGAUCCUGGGAGAGGGUGAAGAAAGCUCCGACCCGGUUAAGACCGUUAAGGAACGAUACGAGAAGGGCGAGAACGAUGAGUUCCUUAAGCCCAUCGUUGUCGGUGGCCAAGAAGCCCGAAUCAAGGAUGGUGAUGAAGUUUUCUUCUUCAAUUACCGAUCCGAUCGUGUCCGACAGAUCACUCAGCUUCUAGGUGGCGUUGAUAGGUCGCCUCUGCCCGACUUCCCUUACCCUAAGAUUAACCUAGUCACCAUGACACAAUACAAGGCGGACUACCCCUUCGAGGUUGCCUUCAAGCCUCAACAUAUGGGCAACGUAUUGGCUGAGUGGCUUGGCAAGCAAGGUGUCAAGCAAGUUCACAUUGCUGAGACCGAAAAAUACGCUCACGUAACAUUCUUCUUCAACGGUGGUGUUGAGAAGGUCUUCCCUCUAGAGAUCCGAGAUGAAUCUCAGGACCUGGUACCUUCCAAUAAGUCCGUCCCCACAUACGACAAGGCCCCUGAGAUGAGCGCCGAUGGCGUUGCCAAGCAAGUUUGCAAGCGACUUGCGGAGCAAGAAUUCCCGUUCGUCAUGAACAACUUUGCUCCUCCGGAUAUGGUUGGCCACACAGGUGUGUACGAAGCAGCCAUCAUUGGUUGCGAAGCCACCGACAAGGGCAUCGGCCUAAUCCGCGAGGCCUGCAAGAAGGAGGGAUACAUCCUCUUCAUCACCGCCGACCACGGCAACGCUGAGGAGAUGAAGUUCCCCGACGGCAAGCCUAAGACUUCUCACACCACCAACAAAGUUCCCUUCAUCAUGGACAACGCGCCUAAGGGCUGGUCGUUGAAGAAGACUGACGGUGUCCUUGGAGACGUCGCCCCGACUAUCUUGACUGCUAUGGGUCUACCAGUUCCUGAGGAGAUGACUGGACAGAGUCUGUUGAUUGUUGAAUAAAUAGAUUUUUUUUUUUUCACGAAGCAUUACAUUAGACUACUGGUAGUCUAGAUGAGGAGUUGUUGGUAGGGUUUAGGUAGAGGUGACAUGGGAGGCGUAGAGAUACCAACCGUAUUAGACGACAAAUAUGGUUAUUAAAAAAAUAGAAAUGUUUAAUGAGUUUUUUUGUUUCUUGUUGAUUUAACUGUGAAAUGUUGAGUACCCGGA